Messenger RNA from Thrips palmi, 2320 nucleotides. RefSeq lists its product as uncharacterized. The record is from RefSeq and is a predicted model, not a curated record. Bases 541 to 1977 code for a protein of 478 amino acids. Lineage: Eukaryota; Metazoa; Arthropoda; Insecta; Thysanoptera; Thripidae. Gene Ontology annotation, molecular function: protein binding. The transcript has 6 exons.
GGGCUAUCUCGUCUAAUCGUUUCGGUGUUGACCCCUCAGCUCCGUGACUCUUGACUAUAUCGAGGAGCAUUGGGGAAGGCCAUCCUGUGAACGUAGGCAACCAGCUACGUAUGAGCGGAGAGCAGGCGCUGAGUGUUGUCUUAUUUUUCAUACCAAACCACACUACAGCAUGACAAAUUCAUCAUCGUUGUUUUGCUAACAAAACACAAAAUUUGUUGUGAAAUGUUGGAACACAUUUUUCGUUGUCCUUAAUUUAUCUUGAAACCUGUUGCCAUUUUUUUUUCAACCGAGUCUUUUGAGGUAUUUACAAAGGAAGAGCUGAAAACUUGGAGGGUCUGCCUUAGGUAGCUCUUAUAAAGGUUAUAGUCCUCUAUGAAGCAGAAGCCACGACGUUAAUAUUGAAAACCUGUACUCAUAUCAUUGAUUUUCUUUAUUCUGUUUCCCCAGUGUGCGGGAACAGUUUUCUGUUAUUUAUCAGUUUUAUUUACUGGUAGGGCCAUGCUCAGAUGCAAGUUGCUCUAAUUGACUUUUAAAGCAAGCAUGGAUGAAAAGGGGUCUGGAUCCUGUCAGUCGUCCUUUCAAGGGCUUCAGGAGAAAAAUGACAAAUGGCCAGCCUCGAAACGAAGAAAAUCGGAUGUGUCUUCCACUUCUCAAGAUAUGCUUCAAGAUCCUCAAGGAGUGCUAGACUGUGAAGGCAAUAUAGAAGAAAAUUUAGAAUCAGAUCCAUUGACAGUCAAUGACUUAUUCGAUGAACUGCUCCAGAAAAUUUUUUCGCAUUUCUCUGCUUUGGAUCUCUAUGGAACUAUAGCCAAAGUCUGUGUACGGUGGGAACGAAUUGCUAAAGAUCCAUGUACACUGAAUAAGACUCAGCUUUUUCUAGAUGACAAAGACCAGACACUCUACAUGGAAGUUUUGAAAGAAGCUCCCUGUAUUGGGGAAGUGUAUAUAUUACCAUCUUAUCCACCCGAUGCUAUGAAUUACCUCAUUCGAGGACCUACCGUCAGGAAACUUGUAAUAAUUGCAGAGUCAGAAUGGUAUCGCAACUGGCCCACCCCAGCAGACUUGAUUGCCCUUCUUGCACAUAAUAAACUCACCCUACAGCAUUUAAGUAUGCAGGUAGAUAGAGAAUUAAUUCAAUCCCAUAAGUCCAAGGACUCAACUGAUGGGGUCUCUUUCCAAUCUCUGAUAGCAGGAAUGAAGCGCCUUUCCCAUCUUCAUUUGGUUGGAGAGUAUUGGCGAGACUGGGACGAGUGGGAUUUGAGUCUGGAGCAUCCUCAUUUGCGGACUCUGAAGAUUGAUAGCCUCAGUUUUAUUUCUGAUGAAUGUCCAUUUAUUCGUGAUCUCAUAAUGUUAUGUAAACCUACCUUAAGAGUUCUUUGCUUGCCAUGCCAGUUGCCUGACGAUGCCAGUUCCUUACUGAAUGCUGGUGUUUUCCAGGGAUCACUAGUAGAAGAGUUAAUGGUCAGCACUGGCUGCCUCAGAGUUGUGUCACAAAUGCCCCAUCUCAAAAUUUUGGCAGUGUCAGACAAUGGCAAGGAAGAUGGAGAUUUGAAAUGGUUUAAGCAAACACCGAUGCUAAGUGGUGUUUGGAAAUUAACUUUACAGAGUCUCAUGGAGACAGAAGGCGAAAGGCAGGGAUUUGUAUGGCAUUUGCUUUCGAAAUUCAACAAUGUACGGGAGUUUUGGGGCCUUGAGUCCUGUAUUGAGGAAGAAACUUUUAAUAUGUUUUUAAGAAACAAUGCAUUUCUGGCAGAAAUGCAUUUUUUUGACUUUGCAGGUUUUGAUAAUCCAAAUCAAGUUAAACUGGUUGAAAACUUUCUCCCGAAUCUUAGUUUGCUUGACGUGUCCCUUACCCAAGUAUCAGAAGAAAUGUAUUCAACACUUGACAGCUUUAAUAAAAGGAAACCAAAUCUGAAAAUUGUGCUUGGAGAUGAUUUGGAAACGGAAGUAAUACGACCAUUUACAGAGGGGUUGUAAGUUAAGGUGGUUGGUUUCCAAGCUUUAUUUAUUAAAUUUGAAAAAGGAAGAAAAGGAUGAUAAGAAUAUAACAACAUAUUAAGAAUUUGAGCUUGAGACAAUUCAGUGCAAUUUUAUCUCGUCAAAAUGCAAAUAACACUGCUGAAUGUACUGAACAUUCCAAGCACAAAUUUUCUGAAGACCUAUCAGAAGUGGGAGAGACUAGCAUAAUGUUUAUACUUGCAUGUAACAUCACAACUUUGUGUACUGAUCACAAUAUCGGUUCCCUUCUCAUUGUAUUUCUCCUGUCUGCCAUUGGCAAAGCACAAGUAAAAGGGAAAAAUAAAGGAUAAGUUUGUUAACA